Macrosteles quadrilineatus (aster leafhopper) is the source of this 1636-nucleotide messenger RNA. Its product is annotated as MYG1 exonuclease. The transcript has 3 exons. NCBI's taxonomy places the organism in Eukaryota, Metazoa, Arthropoda, Insecta, Hemiptera, Cicadellidae. The coding region runs from base 257 to 1282 and encodes 341 amino acids. Gene Ontology annotation, cellular component: nucleus; cytoplasm. The record is from RefSeq and is a predicted model, not a curated record.
AAAUUGAAUUUCACGAUUUAACGUUUACUACGUCAAUUUUAAUUUAAACAACUGUGGUGCUAGGGGUUUCGCAUCAGAGAAGCUGGCUUAGAAUUUUAUUUAAUUUUUAUUCUUACUCUAUUAUAUAACUCAACUGUCCAUACAACUGUUUUUGGAUAUUUUAGCCUAGGCCUACUUACCUCAAGGAAGGGUAAUGCUAGAAACAUAACCUACAACUAGCAUAAGUGUAAAAUCAUACUUUUUACUAAUUAUUGUCAUGUAUUCUACAAUUUUCAAGCGCUUUAAGAAAAGUCCAAUUAAGAUUGGAACUCAUAAUGGCGUGUUUCAUUGUGAUGAGGUUUUGGGAACUUACAUGUUACAGUUAUUGUUUCCUGACUCAAAUAUUGUUAGAUCUCGCGAUGAUAACGUGUUAAAAGAUUGUGACAUAGUUAUUGAUGUUGGCAAUGAAUAUGAUCCAGAAAAAUGCCGAUUUGACCACCAUCAAAAAGGGUUCAAUGAAAGCAUGAGUUCUAUCAUCCCAGGUAAACAGUGGACCACUAAGUUGAGCAGUGCCGGACUAGUUUAUUGUCACUUUGGAAAGGACAUUAUCAAGAAAAUUUUAGGUGAUAGUACAAGCAUAGAUGAAGUUGAAGCUGUCUUUGAUCAUGUGUAUGAGAAUUUCAUUCAAGAAAUUGAUGGAAUUGAUAAUGGCAUCCCUAUGUUUGAAGGUGAGCCUAAGUAUCGGAUUACAACCAAUUUGAGUAGCCGAUGUCACCAGUUUAACAAGCAAUGGAACACUCCUGACAGUGAAUAUAACGAAGAAGCAUCGUUCUCUGAGGCUCAGAAAUAUGUUGGAAGUGAGUUUGUUAGCAAAGUGAACAGAGCAAGCACAAUUUGGUGGCCAGCAAGAAGUAUGGUAGCUAAUGCUAUUGCAAAGCGAUUUAAUGUUGAUCCGAGUGGGCAAAUCAUUGAAUUGGAGGGACAUUGCCCAUGGAAGGAGCAUUUUUUCAAUCUUGAGAAAGAAUUGAGCAUUGAAAAUCCCAUCUUGUUUGUAAUUUUUUCUGAUAGUCACCGAAAUUGGAGAUGUCAAGCAGUAUCAGUCAAUGCUGGAAGUUAUGUAUGCCGCCAGUUUCUUCAUCAUGAAUGGCAAGGAUUGCGUGAUGAGGAGUUGUCCAAAAUCGCUGGGAUUGAAGGAUGUAUAUUUGUUCAUCACUCUGGGUUUAUUGGUGGCAACAAGAGUAGAGAUGGGGCUUUGAAAAUGGCACUCAAAACUAUUGAGUUGAAUAAAUCAUCAGAAUUAUAACUCAAUAGGGUACCGGUUGUUGUUACAAACCACUUGACAACUCGCAUUUCCCGUGGAGAAGACCAGCUUGUACCAGCCCUCGGAGAAUGUCUUGGCCAUUUAGUAAACAACAGACUAAUUCUUGGUUUCUUGCCAUCAACAUCUCAAUUUGCUGGAGUCAUUUUCAAAAGCCCCAAUCUGCAGAACAGUUCCGCUGAAUUUAAGGUCACACGAGGUGGCAUAAGAGACAUCUGAUCUGCUAAGGUUUUAUAAAUCAGUUCUAUUUUAACUCUAAAACAAAGGAAAAGUUUAAGUUUAAAAUAUUUAAAAAUUUUGCUGUGUUAAGGUUUUCCCAAAAUGUUAUAGAAUGAUGAA